UGUUGCUAUAUUGCUGGAAGCUUAGAGAGUAAGAUACAUUGCCUGUUUGGUCAGUGCUGCAUUCAACUCAACGAUUCUGAACAAUGUGUAUAGCUUUGUUUCUUUGGCAAUGCCACCCACUGUACCCUUUUCUUCUUUUGAAUAACAGAGAUGAAUAUCACAAUAGGCCUACGAAGCCAGUGUCUUGGUGGGAAGAUUGUGAUAUUUUGGCAGGAAGGGACGAAAUAGCAAUGGGAACAUGGUUGGCUUGUUCCACACAAGGAAGGGUGGCUUUUCUCACCAAUGUUUUGGAGCUUCAUACCCUCCCUGAGGCCAAACGUCGUGGAGACCUACCCGUACUAUUUCUCAGGAGCAGCAAGAAACCGAAAGAAUUUGCGGAAAGCCUAAAAUUAGAGGCUCAUUAUUACAACGGGUUCAACAUAGUUGUGGCUGAUAUUGUGUCGAAAUCAAUGGUGUACAUCUCCAACAGGCCCAAGGGACAACCUAUUACCAUUAAAGAGGUUCCACCAGGCCUGCAUGUACUUUCAAAUGAUAAGUUAGAUUCGCCGUGGCAUAAGGCUCUGCGCCUAGAAUUCAGUUUCAAAGAACAUGUAGCCAAAUAUGGGGAAGGUGAGAUACCUGUGAAGGAGGUGAUUCAAAAGCUAAUGAAGGACAAAGUUAAAGCUGACAAAAGCUCACUACCUCGUAUUUGCUCACCUGAUUGGGAAUUCAAUCUGAGCUCCAUUUUUGUUGAAGUAGAAACACCACUGGGUCUAUAUGGCACCAGGAGUAGUGCUGCAUUAACCGUAAGAUCAAGAGGGGAAGCAAACUUUUAUGAGGUUUAUCUGGAUGACACCAAGUGGAAGGAACAUGCUAUCGAUUUCCAUAUCGGGAAGUUGAACUAUAAAGCAGUCACGGAUUAAGUAGCCUAGGCAAAAGUAAUAUAUAGCACAAUGCUCCACCAUUCAUAAACGAGGAAGGAUCAAAAUCAAUUGAUCCAUUCUCUUCUUAUUUGUGUAAUUCAUAUUGAGAAGAUAUGCCGUCGAUAAGCACGGCUAAUAAUAGAGUGCAUGUAUGAAGAUUAGCUAAUGAAAUGAAGUUUAUGAUCAUUAACAGUACAAAA
This is a messenger RNA of Glycine soja, 1102 nucleotides long. Its product is annotated as transport and Golgi organization 2 homolog. The transcript has 5 exons. Lineage: Eukaryota; Viridiplantae; Streptophyta; Magnoliopsida; Fabales; Fabaceae. Bases 84 to 902 code for a protein of 272 amino acids. The record is from RefSeq and is a predicted model, not a curated record.